Molecule: messenger RNA, 12514 nt
Organism: Mus musculus (house mouse)
Lineage: Eukaryota; Metazoa; Chordata; Mammalia; Rodentia; Muridae
Gene: Tln2
Product: talin 2
Exons: 60
Coding region: 534-8213 (2559 amino acids)
Biological process (GO): cell adhesion
Cellular component (GO): ruffle; focal adhesion; cytoskeleton
Molecular function (GO): actin filament binding; actin binding; structural constituent of cytoskeleton
Source: RefSeq, a predicted model, not a curated record
GCGGCGGCGGCGGCGCAGCGGGAGCGGAGCUGGCUGCACUCGUGGGCUGGCGCUCCGCAAUGAGACAGUAGCUGCAUCCCCGCGUGUGCUGCUGUAGGGUAACAUCUGGACUGGAAUAGAGGCUCCUCUGGUGCUUGGAUGUCCCUAAGUUCCUGGAUCGGCUUGUUGAAGACUGUCUCACAGAAAUGUGUCCUUCAAGCCCCUCGAGCCACCCAAACUCUGAAGAACCAGAAACUACACUUAGGAAAGGGGAUGAAAACCACCUUGGACGUGGAGCCUGAUGCCCUGUGAUGCCUUGGGCUAUUUUCACAUCGUUUCCCCCCUACACACACACCUCGUUACUCCAGGAUGAUUCUAUGCAGAUGUUGGAAAACUAUGGAUCACACCAAGCUAUUCUGCUUCUUCAUUGGAAAGACUUCAGCAAUCUGUGUAUUGCUGCUAGAAGCUUCUCACUCCUCAGGAUCUUUUCAGGGAAACCGAAACUGAGUAAACUGAGAAUUUAGAUGUUCUGAGUGAAACCCAUCAAGUCAUCUAUGAAAAUGGUGGCCCUAUCCUUAAAGAUCUGUGUCCGCCACUGCAAUGUGGUGAAGACCAUGCAGUUUGAGCCAUCUACAGCUGUGUAUGACGCUUGUCGAGUCAUUAGGGAGAGAGUACCUGAGGCACAGACUGGGCAAGCUUCUGACUAUGGGCUGUUUCUCUCCGAUGAAGACCCAAGGAAAGGGAUUUGGCUAGAAGCAGGUCGGACACUGGAUUACUACAUGUUGCGGAAUGGGGACAUUCUGGAGUACAAGAAGAAACAGAGGCCUCAGAAAAUCCGAAUGUUGGAUGGCUCUGUGAAGACGGUGAUGGUAGAUGACUCCAAGACGGUGGGGGAGCUCCUGGUCACGAUCUGCAGCAGGAUAGGAAUAACAAAUUAUGAAGAAUACUCUUUAAUCCAAGAAACCAUUGAAGAAAAGAAAGAAGAAGGGACAGGCACACUAAAAAAAGAUAGGACGUUGUUACGAGAUGAGAGGAAGAUGGAGAAGCUGAAGGCCAAACUGCACACAGAUGAUGACUUAAAUUGGCUAGAUCACAGCCGGACAUUCAGAGAGCAAGGCGUGGAUGAAAAUGAAACAUUGUUGCUCCGACGGAAGUUCUUUUACUCUGAUCAGAAUGUGGACUCGAGAGACCCGGUGCAGUUGAACUUGCUUUAUGUCCAGGCUCGGGAUGACAUCCUGAAUGGCUCUCACCCUGUCUCCUUCGAGAAGGCCUGUGAGUUUGGUGGGUUCCAAGCCCAGAUACAGUUUGGACCUCACGUGGAACACAAACACAAGCCUGGAUUCUUAGAUCUAAAGGAGUUCCUGCCAAAAGAGUACAUCAAGCAGAGAGGAGCCGAGAAGCGAAUAUUUCAGGAACAUAAAAACUGUGGAGAGAUGAGUGAAAUAGAAGCCAAGGUGAAGUACGUCAAACUCGCCCGGUCCCUCCGGACAUAUGGGGUGUCCUUUUUCCUAGUGAAGGAAAAAAUGAAAGGCAAGAACAAGUUGGUUCCCCGUCUCCUGGGCAUCACCAAGGACUCCGUCAUGCGUGUGGAUGAGAAGACCAAGGAGGUGCUUCAGGAGUGGCCUCUCACCACGGUCAAGCGCUGGGCCGCUUCACCCAAGAGCUUCACACUGGAUUUUGGGGAGUACCAAGAGAGCUACUAUUCAGUACAAACCACAGAGGGGGAGCAAAUAUCCCAGCUGAUUGCAGGAUACAUUGAUAUCAUCCUCAAAAAGAAACAAAGCAAAGAUAGAUUUGGCCUGGAAGGGGAUGAGGAGUCAACUAUGUUGGAAGAAUCAGUUUCCCCAAAAAAAUCUACCAUCCUGCAGCAGCAGUUCAACCGGACUGGGAAAGCAGAGCAUGGUUCGGUAGCACUGCCAGCUGUCAUGCGCUCUGGCUCCAGUGGGCCUGAGACGUUCAAUGUUGGCAGCAUGCCGUCACCACAGCAGCAGGUCAUGGUCGGACAGAUGCACCGAGGACACAUGCCUCCGCUGACGUCGGCACAGCAAGCCCUUAUGGGGACCAUCAACACAAGCAUGCACGCUGUCCAGCAGGCUCAGGAUGACCUCAGCGAGCUCGACUCGCUGCCACCCCUCGGCCAAGAUAUGGCAUCUAGGGUAUGGGUUCAGAACAAAGUGGAUGAAUCCAAGCAUGAAAUCCACUCUCAAGUCGAUGCUAUCACAGCUGGGACAGCUUCAGUUGUCAACCUCACAGCUGGUGACCCUGCAGACACUGACUACACAGCCGUGGGCUGUGCAAUCACUACCAUUUCUUCCAACCUGACCGAAAUGUCCAAGGGGGUCAAGCUGCUGGCAGCCCUCAUGGACGAUGACGUGGGCAGUGGGGAGGAUCUUCUCAGAGCUGCCAGGACCCUCGCCGGGGCUGUGUCUGAUUUGCUGAAGGCUGUGCAGCCUACUUCAGGAGAGCCUCGACAGACUGUUUUGACUGCUGCCGGAAGCAUCGGCCAAGCCAGUGGAGAUCUCCUCAGACAGAUUGGAGAGAACGAGACGGAUGAGAGAUUCCAAGAUGUUUUAAUGAGUCUAGCUAAGGCUGUUGCCAAUGCUGCUGCCAUGUUAGUACUGAAGGCGAAGAAUGUGGCCCAGGUGGCUGAAGACACCGUCCUACAGAACAGGGUGAUCGCCGCAGCCACCCAGUGUGCCCUCUCUACCUCGCAGCUUGUGGCGUGUGCUAAGGUGGUGAGCCCCACCAUCAGCUCUCCCGUGUGCCAGGAGCAGCUGAUCGAAGCUGGGAAGCUGGUGGACCGCUCUGUGGAAAACUGUGUCCGAGCCUGCCAGGCGGCCACCAGUGAUAGCGAGCUCCUGAAGCAGGUCAGCGCGGCGGCCAGUGUGGUCAGCCAGGCCCUGCACGACCUCCUGCAGCAUGUGCGGCAGUUCGCCAGCCGAGGCGAGCCCAUUGGCCGCUAUGACCAGGCCACCGACACCAUCAUGUGUGUCACUGAGAGCAUCUUCAGUUCCAUGGGCGAUGCUGGUGAGAUGGUGCGCCAAGCCCGGGUGCUAGCCCAGGCCACAUCAGAUCUCGUCAAUGCCAUGAGGUCAGAUGCGGAGGCUGAGAUUGACAUGGAGAAUUCCAAGAAGCUCCUGGCGGCCGCAAAGCUCUUGGCUGACUCCACUGCCCGCAUGGUGGAAGCUGCGAAGGGGGCUGCAGCCAACCCAGAGAAUGAAGACCAGCAGCAGAGGCUGAGAGAAGCUGCCGAGGGUCUCCGAGUAGCAACCAAUGCCGCUGCGCAGAAUGCUAUUAAGAAAAAAAUCGUCAACCGGCUGGAGGUUGCAGCCAAGCAGGCUGCAGCUGCUGCCACACAGACCAUCGCAGCCUCCCAGAAUGCAGCCAUCUCCAACAAGAACCCCUCAGCCCAGCAACAACUGGUCCAGAGCUGCAAGGCGGUGGCUGAUCACAUCCCUCAGCUAGUGCAGGGCGUGAGAGGGAGCCAAGCACAAGCAGAAGACCUCAGUGCCCAGCUGGCUCUCAUCAUCUCCAGCCAGAACUUCCUGCAGCCUGGAAGCAAGAUGGUGUCCUCUGCUAAGGCGGCGGUGCCCACUGUGAGUGACCAGGCUGCAGCCAUGCAGUUGAGUCAGUGUGCCAAGAACCUGGCAACCAGCCUGGCCGAGCUGCGCACAGCCUCGCAGAAGGCCCACGAAGCCUGUGGCCCCAUGGAAAUAGAUUCUGCACUGAACACUGUGCAGACUCUCAAGAAUGAGCUGCAGGACGCCAAGAUGGCCGCUGCAGAAAGUCAACUGAAACCACUUCCAGGAGAAACGCUGGAAAAGUGUGCUCAGGACCUGGGAAGCACCUCUAAGGGAGUGGGCUCCUCCAUGGCACAGCUCCUGACCUGUGCUGCUCAAGGCAAUGAGCAUUACACAGGCGUGGCAGCAAGAGAAACAGCCCAGGCCCUGAAAACACUGGCCCAGGCUGCCCGGGGAGUGGCGGCAUCCACAAAUGAUCCUGAGGCUGCUCAUGCCAUGUUAGACUCUGCUCGGGAUGUGAUGGAGGGCUCUGCCAUGCUCAUCCAGGAAGCCAAGCAGGCACUAAUUGCACCUGGAGACACAGAGAGUCAGCAGAGAUUAGCCCAGGUGGCCAAAGCUGUGUCUCACUCACUGAAUAACUGCGUGAAUUGCCUUCCUGGACAGAAGGAUGUGGAUGUCGCCUUGAAGAGCAUCGGGGAGGCCAGCAAGAAGCUACUUGUAGAUUCGCUACCUCCAAGCACAAAGCCCUUCCAGGAGGCCCAGAGUGAGCUGAACCAGGCUGCUGCUGAUCUGAACCAAUCUGCUGGGGAAGUCGUCCAUGCCACAAGGGGCCAGAGUGGAGAGCUGGCAGCCGCUUCUGGAAAAUUCAGUGAUGACUUUGACGAGUUCCUGGAUGCCGGCAUUGAGAUGGCUGGCCAGGCACAGACAAAAGAAGACCAGAUGCAAGUGAUAGGGAACCUGAAGAAUAUCUCGAUGGCGUCCAGCAAGCUCCUGCUGGCCGCCAAGUCUCUCUCUGUAGAUCCUGGAGCUCCCAACGCAAAAAAUCUCCUGGCUGCAGCUGCAAGAGCUGUGACAGAGAGCAUCAAUCAGCUCAUCAUGCUGUGUACUCAGCAGGCCCCUGGGCAGAAGGAGUGUGACAACGCCCUGCGUGAGCUCGAGACUGUCAAGGGGAUGUUGGAAAACCCGAAUGAGCCUGUGAGCGACCUCUCUUAUUUUGACUGCAUUGAGAGUGUGAUGGAGAACUCCAAGGUUCUGGGCGAGUCAAUGGCAGGGAUUUCACAGAAUGCCAAGACUGGAGACCUCCCUGCCUUCGGAGAAUGUGUGGGGAUUGCAUCUAAGGCUCUCUGUGGGCUGACAGAGGCAGCAGCCCAGGCUGCGUAUCUGGUUGGCAUCUCUGAUCCGAACAGCCAGGCAGGUCACCAAGGCCUGGUGGACCCCAUCCAGUUUGCCAGGGCUAACCAGGCGAUCCAGAUGGCAUGUCAGAACUUGGUGGACCCUGGCAGCAGCCCAUCACAGGUUCUGUCGGCUGCCACUAUUGUUGCCAAGCACACAUCAGCCUUAUGCAAUGCCUGCCGCAUCGCCUCAUCCAAGACGGCCAACCCUGUUGCCAAGCGGCACUUUGUCCAGUCAGCCAAGGAGGUUGCCAACAGCACCGCCAACCUGGUCAAGACCAUCAAGGCCCUGGAUGGGGAUUUCUCUGAAGACAAUCGCAAUAAGUGUCGAAUUGCUACCACGCCCUUGAUCGAGGCGGUGGAGAACCUAACAGCGUUUGCAUCAAACCCCGAGUUUGCCAGCAUUCCUGCACAGAUCAGCUCUGAGGGCUCCCAGGCGCAGGAACCAAUCUUGGUCUCAGCCAAGACCAUGCUGGAGAGCUCAUCGUACCUCAUCCGCACCGCGCGCUCUCUGGCCAUCAACCCCAAAGAUCCGCCCACCUGGUCCGUGUUGGCUGGACACUCCCACACUGUGUCUGACUCCAUUAAGAGUCUCAUCACGUCUAUCAGGGACAAAGCCCCAGGGCAGAGGGAAUGUGACUACUCCAUUGAUGGCAUCAACCGGUGCAUCAGGGACAUCGAGCAGGCCUCCCUGGCCGCGGUCAGCCAGAGCCUGGCCACGAGGGAUGACAUCUCUGUGGAGGCCCUACAGGAGCAGCUGACCUCAGUGGUCCAAGAAAUCGGACAUCUUAUUGAUCCCAUUGCCACAGCUGCCCGAGGAGAAGCUGCCCAACUUGGACAUAAGGUGACACAGCUGGCGAGCUACUUUGAGCCCUUGAUCUUAGCUGCAGUUGGUGUCGCCUCCAAGAUGCUGGACCAUCAACAACAGAUGACAGUGCUGGACCAGACCAAGACUCUUGCAGAGUCUGCCCUGCAGAUGCUGUAUGCAGCCAAGGAAGGUGGAGGUAACCCCAAGGCACAGCACACCCACGACGCCAUCACAGAGGCUGCGCAGCUGAUGAAGGAAGCUGUGGAUGACAUCAUGGUGACACUGAAUGAAGCAGCCAGUGAGGUGGGACUGGUGGGAGGCAUGGUGGACGCCAUCGCAGAGGCUAUGAGCAAGCUGGAUGAAGGCACACCUCCAGAACCAAAGGGAACGUUUGUUGACUACCAGACGACUGUGGUUAAAUACUCCAAAGCCAUUGCCGUCACAGCUCAGGAAAUGAUGACUAAGUCGGUUACUAACCCGGAGGAGUUGGGAGGCCUGGCUUCACAAAUGACCACUGACUAUGGGCACCUGGCUCUCCAGGGCCAGAUGGCAGCAGCCACCGCCGAACCAGAGGAGAUUGGAUUCCAGAUUCGCACACGUGUGCAGGACCUUGGCCAUGGCUGUAUCUUCCUGGUGCAAAAGGCAGGAGCCCUCCAGGUGUGCCCCACAGACAGCUACACCAAGAGGGAGCUGAUCGAGUGUGCCCGCUCUGUCACUGAGAAGGUGUCCUUGGUGCUGUCUGCUCUCCAGGCUGGAAACAAGGGGACCCAGGCAUGCAUCACGGCCGCAACUGCAGUUUCUGGGAUCAUUGCCGAUCUGGACACCACCAUUAUGUUUGCAACAGCUGGCACACUGAAUGCAGAGAACGGCGAGACCUUUGCCGAUCACAGGGAGAACAUUCUGAAGACAGCCAAGGCCUUGGUGGAAGACACAAAGCUCCUCGUGUCUGGGGCUGCAUCCACUCCAGACAAGCUGGCCCAGGCCGCUCAGUCCUCAGCAGCCACCAUCACCCAGCUGGCAGAGGUGGUCAAGCUGGGGGCCGCCAGCCUGGGCUCCAAUGACCCUGAGACCCAGGUGGUACUGAUAAAUGCCAUCAAAGACGUGGCCAAGGCCCUUUCCGAUCUCAUUGGUGCUACCAAGGGAGCUGCCAGCAAGCCGGCUGACGACCCCUCCAUGUACCAGCUCAAAGGAGCCGCCAAGGUGAUGGUGACCAAUGUCACCUCCCUUCUUAAGACUGUGAAGGCAGUGGAAGACGAGGCCACCCGGGGCACAAGGGCACUUGAGGCCACCAUCGAGUACAUAAAACAGGAGCUCACAGUGUUCCAGUCAAAAGACAUACCUGAAAAGACAUCAUCACCCGAGGAAUCAAUAAGAAUGACGAAAGGUAUCACCAUGGCAACAGCGAAAGCCGUGGCAGCUGGGAACUCAUGUAGACAAGAGGAUGUAAUUGCAACCGCCAAUCUGAGCAGGAAGGCUGUCUCAGAUAUGUUGAUAGCUUGCAAGCAAGCAUCCUUCUACCCUGAUGUCAGUGAAGAGGUGCGAACCAGAGCCUUGCGGUAUGGCACAGAAUGCACCUUGGGCUACCUGGACCUACUAGAACACGUCUUGGUGAUCCUUCAAAAGCCAACCCCGGAACUCAAGCAUCAGCUGGCUGCUUUCUCCAAGAGAGUUGCUGGAGCUGUGACGGAGCUCAUCCAGGCAGCGGAAGCCAUGAAAGGAACAGAGUGGGUGGAUCCAGAAGACCCAACCGUCAUUGCAGAAACUGAGUUACUGGGAGCUGCAGCAUCCAUUGAAGCCGCUGCCAAGAAGUUAGAGCAGCUGAAGCCAAGAGCAAAGCCAAAGCAAGCAGACGAGACCCUGGAUUUUGAAGAACAGAUCUUAGAAGCUGCUAAAUCCAUUGCUGCUGCCACAAGUGCCCUGGUCAAAUCGGCCUCAGCAGCCCAGAGGGAGCUGGUAGCCCAAGGCAAGGUGGGCUCCAUCCCUGCCAAUGCUGCCGAUGAUGGACAGUGGUCCCAGGGGCUGAUCUCUGCCGCCCGGAUGGUGGCGGCAGCAACCAGCAGUCUCUGUGAGGCAGCCAAUGCCUCUGUGCAGGGACAUGCCAGUGAGGAAAAGCUCAUCUCAUCCGCCAAGCAGGUCGCAGCUUCAACCGCUCAGCUGCUGGUGGCCUGCAAGGUGAAGGCCGACCAGGAUUCAGAGGCCAUGAAGCGGCUACAGGUAAUGGUCACUGAUGCUGGUGGGAAAAUACUCCUGUUGGAGCGGGCGGCAGGAAAUGCUGUGAAAAGAGCCUCAGACAAUCUUGUUCGUGCAGCCCAGAAGGCAGCAUUUGGCAAAGCUGAUGAUGACGAUGUUGUGGUGAAAACCAAGUUCGUGGGAGGCAUUGCUCAGAUCAUUGCAGCCCAGGAGGAAAUGCUGAAGAAAGAACGAGAGCUGGAGGAAGCCAGGAAGAAGCUGGCCCAGAUCCGCCAGCAGCAGUACAAAUUCCUCCCCACAGAGCUGAGGGAAGAUGAGGGCUAAGACACCCCCCAUGCUGGUGAGCCCCAGGAGGUGGUUCCUACUCCCCCAACAAGAACUGGACAUACUGGUGUCCCCCAGAGCCAGGAACUUCCUGGAAACUGCUGGCCCUCCACCGGAGUCUGUCUCUCUCAGUCCUCAGUCCCGUCACUAUCAGCUGCAUGAUCAUGGUCUCACACGGUACAGUGUCCCACCCACAGCUCUUCCAGCUCCCCUCACGCCUCGCUAUAUCUCAGGACAGAGGGCGCAUUUCAUGGACUGUUACCAAAAAAGAAAAGUCAGUAUUACGUUGUUCUCAGACACCUGUACUCCGUGUCCUCUAAGACUGCUCCAGGGCCUCUUUGUGAAAUCACACUCGGGAAAGAACAAUGCUAAUAACGGCUCACAGGAAUCAUCAGUAUCAUGGACAUAGAGAUUCUCUCUCUGGAGAGAAGACAGCUGGAGUUGGACACUGUUAAUAAAGCCAGAAACACUCCCAAGUGAACUCUGGAGUCACAGAGGUCUGUGUAAGUGUGGGGCACUGACUCACCCACGGGGGAGAAGAUCCCCUACCCGUUUGCACGCUUUUCUCGCCUCAGUGUGUAAGCUCCUUGUACAACUACACCCAUCUUGUAUUCUGUGGCCCAGAAAAAUGGAAGUUAUUUUUUUUUCCCCCUUCCAUAAUCCAAAGGGCAGAGUUGUGGAAAGUGGUCAGGGUUAGGUGGGUAGGGGCCGGAAUAAAAUACUGGGCUCCUCACUCAGCAAAGCUGUUUCAGUUUAUGCAGACACACACAUGGAGACUAUGUCCCUGAUGGAUCUCAGUGCAGCGCCCCCUGGAGGAAGAGUCAGGUAGCAUUUAGGAAGGAGGUUCCCAUGUUCGAGCCCUAUUAUCAGUUUCUGUGCACUUGAGAGGGUCCAAGUUCAAGAAGGAAAGUUAUUUGUUUAGAACUUUGACCUUUGAUCUCAAGGGGGCAUUUCCCACCAUUUAUCUUAAUAAUCCUAAAAUCUAAAUGUCCCCUCUGGUCAUUGUGAACCUGUGUGACAGCAUUGCUUGUUGUCACAGAAGUGUUUUCACAGUACAUCAUCUGGGUGCUGCCCUUUCAACCUCCCGAUGCCUUCCCCUCGUGCCUUUCCUCUCAGGGCCCUCUUCUGGAGAGAACAUCAGAGAUCCCUGACUUUACAUUUGAGUUGAGCCCCUGCCUAAGAUGAGGGAUGAGGGAGGGCCUGAUACCAAGUACCAGCAUGUUAAUGAACUCGUGAAGAGUUAGCAGGGGCUUGCUUAGACUGUAGCUCAGUUGGUAGAGUGUUUGCCUGGUUAGCAUGCACAAAGCCCUGGGUCCCAUCACAUAAACUCGAUGUGGUGCCACAAGCCUGUAAUCCCAGCACCAGGGAGAUAGAGGCAGGUGGAUCAGAAGUUCAAGGUUAUCUUUGGCUACAUAGUAAGUCAGAGACCAGCCUUGGCUACAUAGUAAAUUAUAGAGAAAAGCCUUGGCUACAUGAGACCCUGCCUCCAAAAGAGGAGAGAGAAGGAAAAAAGGCAUAUGGUCUUCAAGGCUAAUGGCUGCUGAGGGCAGACUUUCUCCCCCUUAAUGAUAUGAUACCAGUACCACAUUGUAUGUUGGGCUCACCACUUCCAUCCAGAUUUCUACCAAAGAAGAAACACUGGUACUCUGGUCCUCCGAAAGGAAAGAGAGAAUCAACCCUCGACCUUGCCAGAUGAGGCUCCUCGAGCAGACUCUCCUGUGCCACAGCUCUAAAACAUAAUGAAAUCCUGACACCUUCCCAGAUGUGUAGAGACUUACACAUGCUGCACAAAGGAAUCCCUUUCACACAGGUAGAAGGAUCUAAGUACGGUGUGAAUGAAAAGCAAAUGCAGGGCACACAUGGAAGGACUGAGGCUGAGCAGGGCUGCUGGAGAGCCUCCAUGCUGGGAGCCCUUGAUGCUCAUGGGAAAGCAAACCGCCUCGCUCACCCUUGUUGAGUGUAACUCUUUUUGUUUGUUUUGUUUUUCCCAGACAGGGUUUCUCUGUAUAGCCCUGGCUGUCCUGGAACUCACUCUGUAGACCAGGCUGGCCUCGAACUCAGAAAUCUGCCUGCCUCUGCCUCCCAAGCGCUGGGAUUAAAGGUGUGCGCCACUUCACGCCUUUGCUGGGUACUAUGCAAAACUAUUAAGCCAAACCCCAAAGUUCAUGAUCAAGACGGUGAUCUCACACAGUAGGACAAGAGGCUCUCCUGCAGCUGGCUCACCCUCUUCCUGUAGGAUAUGCUUCCAGGCAGCUAGCCCCUCACCCCUCCUCCUACCUGUCCCCUGCCACAUUGGACAUUCCAGGGGCAGGACAGAUACCAAGUGUCUGUCCCUACCCCAGGGUGGUUUAAAACUUUCACAGAAGUGGACACAGGAGAAGACCUCUAACAAAUGAAGGCAAGGGGCCAUGAGGGGAGUUUCAGGACAGUGGGACAGUGUCCUCCUGUCUGGGGUGAUGUGCACUAGGAACUUGGGAAGAGGUCGUUCUCAGGUCUCUCCUCCAUGGUCGUGGGCCUACUUCGCACCUGUCCCUUGCUAGCCCAUGCUGUGUCCAUGUAUGUGAAUGUCCUCGUGGCUGGCUGAUCUCUCCUCAUUUCAUAAACCAGCGGAAAUGCUGGGCUACAGGCAUUACUUAAUGCUGCUGCUUGUGUCCCCAGAGGCACUGAGGGGUCUUCUGGCUCCUAAGGGAGAAAGAAUGCAGAUGUAGUGAAUUGCAGUUUGGAGUAGUUUCAAGGCCCAUGGCCCAAGGCCUGGAACAUGGAAUUCAUCUGUGAGGGGGACUGGGAAUGCAGCAGAGUGCACUCCUACCUCUGGUCCCGUGAGGGAGGCCAACAUUGGGUGUUGAAUCCUUACACUGAUCUUCCUGUCCUGUGUUUCCCUGUUUGAUGGUUAAAAGUAGGAUGUGCCUGAUGGCUGGGAAAUUGCAUUUGGUUUACUUCUGCCUUUCAGAGGUCUUUUGGUUUUCAGGAUGCAAAAGCCAUGUUUGGUCAGACAGCCCUGGGUAGCCCUUCCACUGGCCAGUUUGGGAGGUGGUCUUGAAGGUCAUCAUAAGCUGAUACUUAGGACCUAGGCAGUCCUCCAGUUGGCGUUGGUGAUUUCCAGAGGCAGCUGCCCUGGCUUCAGUUUGUGCACGGGCUUUCAGGGCUAAGCCACCACAGAUCUGCUGGCGCACACUCUUCGUCCAGAAAACCCUCUAAGCCUCUUAGCACACACAUCUGCUUGUUGUCUGAGUUCUCUUCCGGCUGGUGAGAGUAGGGACAGCUGAAACCAAGUGUUAAAAACCGUGUAACGAGGUGUGACGGCGAACAUUUAGAAUCCCAGCACUGGGGAGGUGGAGGCAGGAGAAUUGCCAAGUCUAAGGUCAGCCUGGGCUGGGUAACAAGAUCCUGUCUCAGAAAACCAACAGCUAAUGGAAGUAACUUAGUGUUAAAAUGUUUGCCUCGUAAGUGCUAGGCCCUGGGUUGGUUCCCAGCAACACACAGACUUUAACCAAAAUGUCCCACCACCUAAAAGCAUGUAUUUAUCCCCACCUCCUAAGCGGCCCCAGAACCAGAACCUGAUGAAGGAAUUAGGGUGGAGGUGGUAAGAGGUGCCACUGCACUUCCUCUUGUCUCUCUGGCAGGUGGUCCCCCAAAUCUCCCCGAGCUUUGCAGUCCAGGGCUAAGGUAGAGCCUCUGGGAGCUAAAGCUUAAGAUCUCAGCACUGAUUGUAUGCUCUGCUCAGACACCUAGAAGAAACGAACUCGGUGACCGCGCACACAGACAGACACAUCUGAGUUACUGAGCAAGUUGCAAGGAACUGGAAGAAAAUAGUUGCUUACAGGCUGAGAGGCAACAGUGCUCAGAGUCCUAAAAGCCAAAGAAAGGUCUUAGGGGCUAUGCUGGUGGCCCAGAUCUCACCUCACCCCAGAGUCCCUCCCACUGAGUCGGCAGCCUCCGCUAGGAAAGACAUCCUCCACAAAUCGCCUGACGUCACUGCUCCAUCAGGGUGAGCUUGCACUUGAUGUAUUAAGUUGUGGUCAUUUGGAAUGAGCACGAGGAGGGAACUUCCAGUAGUCUCACAAUACUAUGAAGAAGGGCUGACACUUUUCUGUGAAACAGGCUAGGUUUUAUCUGGUCUCCCUGGAACCCAGCUCACUGCCCACCAGGAGGCAAUAGCAUGCGAGCCCCUCUGCAGCCACAUCUGUCAGGAGACAAGAAAGGGAAGCUCUGCCCUUGUCAUAAUGUUUAAUCACAUAAAUUAAUUUAUCUAAUCACAUAAAUUAUUUUUUUUAUUCAUCAGAAAUAAACUUUUAAAGGAA